This is a messenger RNA of Pipistrellus nathusii (Nathusius's pipistrelle), 621 nucleotides long. The record is from the annotation of a GenBank genome assembly. Lineage: Eukaryota; Metazoa; Chordata; Mammalia; Chiroptera; Vespertilionidae.
AUGCGAGGAGCAGCCAUCCCCACGCCCAGGUUGCACAACAUGCCAGGGAUGUUCUUCUCGGCUCCUCCAAAAGGCACAGAUCAUUCGCUUCUGGACGACAAGACACAGAAGAGGAGACCCAGGACCUUCGGGAUGGACGUGAAGGCGUACCUGAGAUCUAUGAUCCCACAUCUGGAGUCUGGGAUGAAACCGUCCAGGUCCAAGGACAUGCUGUGUGCUGAUGAAGUGCUGCAGUGGUCUCAGUCCCUGGAGAAACUUCUUGCUACCCGAGCUGGUCAAGAUGUCUUCAGAAGUUUCCUGAAAUCUGAGUUCAGUGAGGAGAACAUUGAGUUCUGGUUGGCUUGCGAAGACUAUAAAAGAACGGAGUCUGAUCUCCUGCAUUGCAAGGCAGAGAAUAUAUACAAAGCCUUCGUGCAUUCAGACGCUGCUAAACAAAUCAACAUUGACUUUCACACUCGAGAAUCUACGGCCAAGAAGGUCAAAGCCCCGACCCCCGCCUGUUUUGACGAAGCCCAGAAGAUCGUGUACACCCUCAUGGAGAAGGACUCGUACCCCAGGUUCCUCAAGUCCAACAUAUACCUAAAUCUCCUCAAUGACCUGCAAGCGAACAGUCUAAAGUGA